Messenger RNA from Pectinophora gossypiella (pink bollworm), 1184 nucleotides. RefSeq names its product eukaryotic translation initiation factor 3 subunit I (gene eIF3i). Lineage: Eukaryota; Metazoa; Arthropoda; Insecta; Lepidoptera; Gelechiidae. Gene Ontology annotation, biological process: cytoplasmic translational initiation. Gene Ontology annotation, cellular component: eukaryotic translation initiation factor 3 complex, eIF3m; cytoplasm. Gene Ontology annotation, molecular function: translation initiation factor activity; protein binding; RNA binding. The coding region runs from base 118 to 1107 and encodes 329 amino acids. The transcript has 5 exons. The record is from RefSeq and is a predicted model, not a curated record.
CUGAUUCCUCCCCUCACCCCCUUCCCUUCUUUCUGUCAAAAAGUGUUGGCAGCCGCCACAUGUCACGCCUCAAUUUUUGUGAUUUUCUAUAAUUUUUCUUUAAAAUAAUCAUAAAAAAUGAAACCUCUUAUGCUGCAAGGGCACGAGCGUGCCAUCACUCAGAUCAAAUAUAACCGAGAGGGAGACUUGUUGUUCUCCGCCGCUAAGGACGCGAAGCCUAAUGUGUGGUGGUCUUUGAACGGCGAGCGCCUGGGCACAUUCAAUGGACAUGGCGGAGUCGUGUGGUGUCUCGACGUCGACUGGCAAAGUAUUAACCUCAUCACCGGUGGAGGUGACAGUUCUUGCAGGUUAUGGGAUCUGGAAACUGGCAAGAACAUUGCGACAAUUAAAACAAACUCCUCGGUGAGGACCUGCAAUUUCAGCUUCAGUGCGUACCAGGCUGCCUACACCACUGACAAAGCUAUGGGACAUCCCUGUGAGGUCUUCAUUGUGGACACUAGGACUAUUGAUGACUCCAUUUCCAGCCAAGCCCCGAUCUUGAAGUGGGAGAUCACAGACUCAAAGGUCACAUCUAUGGUCUGGGGCACACUUGAUGAGACUAUCAUCACUGGACACGAAGCUGGUGAUCUCAUCCAGUGGGAUCUUAGGACUGGCAAGAAAGUGCAUUCUAUUAAGGAGCACACUCACCAGAUUAACGACAUGCAGCUAUCGCGUGACGGAACCAUGUUCAUCACUGCAUCUAAGGACCAGACUGCCAAGCUCUUUGACACCAGCUCACUCGAACUCCUGAAGGAAUACAAAACAGAGCGUCCAGUCAACUCCGCUGCUCUUAGCCCGAUCCUCGACCAUGUCGUACUUGGUGGUGGUCAAGAUGCUAUGGAAGUGACAACAACUUCUACCAGGCAGGGCAAAUUCGAUGCCCGAUUCUAUCACCUUGUAUUUGAAGAAGAGUUUGGCCGUGUCAAGGGCCACUUCGGUCCUAUCAACAGUUUGGCUUUCCACCCUGAUGGUAAGAGUUAUGCGUCCGGUGGUGAGGAUGGUUAUGUACGAGUGCAAAGCUUUGAUCAAUCCUACUUUGACUAUACUUUUGACUACAACAGAGAAUAAAGUUAAAGGAGAUUGUAUUGUAAACUUAAUCAGUAUCUGAAUUUAAAUACCAAUAAAGAUUUGUAAGCUGUCACACA